This is a messenger RNA of Daphnia carinata, 2578 nucleotides long. RefSeq lists its product as uncharacterized. The record is from RefSeq and is a predicted model, not a curated record. The transcript is spliced from 15 exons. Lineage: Eukaryota; Metazoa; Arthropoda; Branchiopoda; Diplostraca; Daphniidae. The coding region runs from base 77 to 2578 and encodes 833 amino acids.
GGCAAAAUCGUUUGCUACACCUUGACUUCGUUUGGUCGUCGUGCAACAUCAACCACCUCAUCCAUCAGGGGAAAUAAUGGACGAGAAGGAUAGGGGAUUCCUAGAAGACGAUACUGGUAGCGAGGAAGAGCCAGACGGCCAACUUCUGCUGGAGAUCAUUCGCAAAGAAGAAGACUGUGAUUUGCGCCAAUUGGUGAAACGUUUCCGCGAUCAAUGCCAACAUCAUUUGAUGGAUACUUCCAAUGAAGUCGAAGUCGGCUGGAGUGAGCAACAAGAUCGCUACGUUAUCGAUUACCUGAACGACCCAAAUAAAGUGGCGCUCUUUGUCAGCUCGUCGCAGGAGGAGAGCGUCGUCCAUAGAUUGCGUUUUGAUUGGACAGUGGUCGGUUCGAUUCACGGUGCGAACGUUCCGACGUGUUUCUUCAUCAAAAUCGGGGUUGCCGAACCACUGAUUCGGCCUGGUCAAUUCGACACGGCUAUCUACAACAAUUGUUUGGUUCGUGGGAUCAGGGAUCUGCCUCGGCACUUGACCAAAGUAGUCUUCUAUUUCGAGAGACACGCGCUCAACUUGUCUGAAAAUCGACUUAAAGAAAUGAAGCAUUUGAUGGAAGGCACGCUGUUGAAAUUGCGACAAUUUCUAAUCGAAGGCCGAUGCUUAAGCGACAGCCUUCUCCUCAAACCAACGCUUAUUGUUCAACCUCCAGAACUAGAUGACGAGGACCACAUCGAACAGCUGGAAAGGUUGGGGCAUCAGUGGAUUUCUGUGGUUACGUACUCCCUGGAACUCAGGGAUUACUAUCCGACAUGCAGCGCUGAAAAUAACCAUCCCACCAUUCAAGACGAAAUCAAUAGCCUUCUUUUUAAAUAUGAAAUUUUAAAGAAACUCGGCACCAAGUUGAUGAAAGCGGACUACCAGCGUGUUUUGUCGAUCCUCAAAGAAGCGAAUUCGGUAGUCGGAGACGAGCUGGAAAACCUUCUUGAUCAACUACAGGAAGCAUCGAAACAGACGAAAUUGGCAGCCAGAUAUUUGACUUGCUUACGUCGAUCAGUCGAUGAAAUUGAAAAAGUCAAGAUCCUUCCUGAAACAAUCAGAGGCCAACAUAUAGCUCCACUGAUCGAUUUACCGGCUAUUUAUCAAGACGCGUGCAAUCGGAUCAUCAUCAUUGUGCGUCACGUAGACCUACCCAACUAUGAGAACAGGGAAAGCGAUGCGGCUGCUAGGCUUCUCUUCACCAUCGGUAACGAGGUAGUGACGAAAAUCAGCCAACACGCGUUGGCGGUCGCCAUCGAUCAGCUUUUCCUUAAAGGACGGCCAAGGGAAUGUGUGGAAGACUUGGAGAAGUUUUGUCGUCGAACUCUUCAGCGAUGCGUCGCCACUUACUUUCAAACCAUGAAGUGGCAAAAAAUGGAGCUGAACGAUCAAAUAGUUUUGGCCAACUUCCACGCGCUGGAUUUACGUUUAGGACACAUCAUUGAUAUUUGCGAAUCCCUGGAACAAUUAGGAAGGUAUGGUGAGGGUAUUAAACCGGUGACAUUUUGCAAUGAAAGAGAACGUGAUAUUGGCCUUAGCCUAACGAUAGCUCAGGAUAAUUUCGUUGAAUUGGCUAUUAAGCUCGUCAGCCAUCAUCGCACUAGCAUCUUUGACAUCCUAAAUCCGGAAGAAUGGUACAAGGCCUAUAAUAGUUACCAAAAUGAGACAAGGGCUUUAGAGAUUCAUCUGGUUCACGACUUUGAAGAGGCAGUACAUCGGUGCAGUACGCUCUGGAAUAUCUACGAAGUGUUGAUGUCGUUUAAACAUUUGUACCGCCGCCCACUCUUCACAGCCGUUAUCAAUUCGACAGCAAAUCAACUCCUCAAAAAAGCUUCUCGAGAGGCUAAAGUGGCUUGCGGCAUCAGCUCGGCCAGCGACCCGUGGAGCACUCCAAUCAAUGCCACGUUAACUACCCUUUCGACCCGGUUGGGAACGUCCGCCCAACGAGCUCGGGGUUACCUUGACAAGAUCGCUAAAUUGGUCCAAAUGGCAAGUUGGGCAGGCAGCCCCAGCUAUCGAGAGAAGGCUCUUUUACGUUGUCAGCAAGCUCAUCGGCUUCUGGGUGAGGCUAUUAAGAAAGAACAUUUAGAUUGGAUCGAUAAAGUUCACGUCGAAAUAGCGUUCAAUAUGAACGCAUCUCUCCAUAAAUUCGCCGUGCGACGUCAUUUCAAACGCCCUGAUUGGAUUCAGUGUAACCUUGAUGGAAUUGUCUUUCAAGUAGUCCAAGCGUCCGAAAGCUGGGACCGACUUCUCCUCGAACUUCCUGGCCAAGUUACACCGCUGUGGAAUGAGCGGAAUGAGCUUCGGAACGUACACGGAUCCGUCUGCGCUAUGUGCUAUUAUUACAAUUACAUUGUUCAAGAAUUGGAAAUACUAGACAAAGAUUUAUACCGUGAAGCAUUGGUUAAGCUCGAAAAGGCGGUCCAGCCCUGUUUAAUCAGCACUACCUGGAAACAAUUGAUCUUAGUGAAAAGGGUGGUAACGUCGGUUUUCUUCGCCAUGGAGGAAGUUGUUCAAGACCUAGUGCAACGUUUUGCCGCAACAUAA